This is a messenger RNA of Fundulus heteroclitus (mummichog), 4372 nucleotides long. RefSeq names its product GTP cyclohydrolase 1 (gene gch1). Gene Ontology annotation, cellular component: cytoplasm. Gene Ontology annotation, biological process: tetrahydrofolate biosynthetic process; tetrahydrobiopterin biosynthetic process. Lineage: Eukaryota; Metazoa; Chordata; Actinopteri; Cyprinodontiformes; Fundulidae. Bases 156 to 920 code for a protein of 254 amino acids. The record is from RefSeq and is a predicted model, not a curated record. Gene Ontology annotation, molecular function: zinc ion binding; GTP cyclohydrolase I activity; GTP binding. The transcript has 6 exons.
CUCUUAUAAAGCCGGUGUUAAGGCUGAGAGUGCGCCCCACUUUCUCAACCGAUACCAACGUCUGCGGAACCGAGAAACUGGUCCGGACCGGUUCUGCAGGUAUUAAACUUCCACCCGAGAGCCGCGGUUCAACAGGCGGAGUUGAGGAAACGGCGAUGGAGCACUCCAAGAAGACAAAGUACAGCUCCGGAGACAGGAAGGACUCCGCGGACGGCGGCUCCGUCCUCAACGGACACUUUGACGGGAUGGUGAAGCGGCCGGCAGGCGCCUCGCAGGCGGCGGAGCCCGGGUCGCACCGGGCCACCGGCUCGGUGAUGGAGAGCUGGAAGGAGGAGCGCACCAGGAGCCUGGAGGACAACGAGAUGAGCCUGCCGUCCCUGGCCGCAGCCUACACCACCAUCCUGCGGGGGCUGGGGGAGGACCCGCAGCGGCAGGGGCUCCUGAAGACCCCCUGGAGGGCCGCCACCGCCAUGCAGUUCUUCACUAAGGGCUACCAGGAGAAGAUCAUCGAUGUGCUGAACGACGCGAUCUUCGACGAAGACCACGACGAGAUGGUGAUCGUCAAAGACAUAGACAUGUUCUCCAUGUGUGAACACCACCUGGUUCCCAUCUUUGGCAGGGUUCACAUCGGUUACCUCCCCAACAAGAGGGUUCUGGGCCUGAGUAAGCUGGCCAGGAUUGUUGAAAUCUACAGCCGCCGACUACAAGUUCAGGAGAGGUUGACCAAACAGAUUGCUGUGGCCAUUACCGAGGCCCUGCAGCCCACCGGGGUCGGCGUUGUUGUUGAAGCAACUCACAUGUGCAUGGUGAUGCGAGGCGUCCAGAAGAUGAACAGUAAAACCGUUACCAGCACCAUGUUAGGAGUCUUUAGAGAAGAUCCAAAAACCCGCGACGAGUUCCUGACCCUCAUUCGAAGCUGAAGAGGAAGAGGCUCCCCUUGCUCCUCUACCUGUUGCCUGGAGUUACCUCCACCUGCGCGGACCACCUGCCGUGCCCACCGUGUGUGUGUGUGUUUGUUUGUGCGUGGGUGUGUUUCCGUCUCACCAAGGGCACUGAAAGGGUGUUUACUUUGUGUUUUUGUUCACUCUGUAGUGACCUGAUGAGGCGGCAUGUUACCUCGAUGAUUGCAGCUCAAGGCCGCUGACUGACCUGUUUAUUCUCUGAGUACAACAGACUUUAACCUGUUUAUUUUUAUGUCAAAAUCUUUUUUCCACGUAUGUGAAUGAUCACUGGCCACCAAUAAGAGUUUAUCCUAAAAACUAGUCUUAAAGCAUUCUCAAAUGACAUGAAAUAACUUCAGGAAUCAUAUCCAGUCUUAAAGUCGGUGUCUUUUAGGCUGCAACUUAUUUACCCGGUUCAGAAAUGUUAAAAUCUAACCUUGUUUAUAAAAAUACACAACACAAUUAUUUAUUGCACAGAGAUGAAGCCGAACACCUCCAUGAAGCAUCAGAUUGCAGAACCAAUGUUCAUCUUUUCCAGGUCUGAAUUUUAACUGGACAGACGUGGAUUAUUUUAUUAAGCAGCCAUUUUGAACCUUUGUCUGGAAUCAUGGUUCUGCUGUUGACCCCAUUUGGGCCAAGCUUUUGCUGUUGUACUGAUGGUCUCAUAUUUUACCCCAGAAAGCUUCUGUUAUGGAGAGGAGUUUAACGGUUGACUCACUGACUGCAGGACACCCAGGUCUCAAGUCCAAACCAUUACUUUCCACCACUAAGAUGAGAAUUUCAUAUGAGGCGUUUGUGCUGAUAUGCUGGUUUUGGUUUUCUCCAAGCAUGGAGCUGUGCACCAUGCACAAAGGUCUCAGUCAAUAUUGGUUAUAUCUAUCUAAAGGACGUUGCUCCUGAAGUGUUGUGGUUCAUUAAGUUGCAACUUUGCACACCAAAGUCAUGCUGCCAUAUUUUUUUAGAGGUGGACACAGUUGUUGACCAUAUUAUGGUUUUAUUUCUGUCCAAGAGGUAACAUCAGUGUUAAUCUGUUGUGUGUUUUUCUAUGCUUAGAGUUAGAUUGGAGUCAUUUCAGAACCUGGGAAACAGAAUAUUUUUCCUUAUGUACAGAUACAUAAAACACUAGAAUUAAAAGGUGUACUUUGUGUUAUCAAGACUAGAUCCAAAACCACCCAAAAAAUGUUGAUUUAGAGGAAAUUAUUAAUAGAGUCACUGCGUUUUACUUUUAAAAAUACAAAACAGUCCAUAUUUUUUAACAAACAUGAUAGGUCAUUUAAACUCCAAAAUAUCUUCAAGGUUUGCUUUAUCAGUUUUCCUAAAAUUAAAACCACUGUGUUUCAAAGUGAAACAUGAAUACCAUUGUACAUUACUUUUGUAUUUCUGUUGGUGGUUAUUCAUAUUUAGAAUAUUGAGCAUAGUUUUAAAGUAACAUAUUCUUAAUGGCCCUUUGUUUCCUGUAUGAAACAACUUUUUUGUUUAGCAAACUUUAAAAAAAAAUGCUUAAAACAUUUUGAAGAAAUUCUAUAGAGAUAAAUUCAUAUCCAAAUUGGAUUUUAAAUAAUCAGACAUGAAAAGGUAAAGUCAUUGGUUUAUCAUUCACUACAGAGAAGAAAAUAGGACCUCAAAUCUGCACAUUUCAAAAUAAAAAAAAUUAAAAUGUGAAAAUGACAGGCUUUAGACCAUCCACGUCAGAAGAAGCUGUUUGAAGAUGAACAACUCAAUAGAAAAAACAAUCAAUAUUUAAUACUGUUAAUAUUUUUCACGGGCAACAAAAUAAACUACAUCUGUAGCCUGUUUACGUAAUACACCAAGAGAGUAUUGCUACAAUAAACUUUAGCUUCAGCAUCUAGCUAUAACUUGAAGCUUGUUACAUGCUAAUUAUGCUAAUUUACCACUACCCUAUGUGCUAAUUUAGUUAAAUGUUGACUAUUCUUUUAGAUAAUUAAGCUAAUUUAAGUUAGCUUAAUGCUAACAUUGCUAUAUGAUGAUUGAGCUACACGGUGAUGCUAAAUGCUCGCUAUGUAGCAUGCUACAAAACUUUUGCUGACAAAUUAGGGGGAUGAAAACAAAAUUGAGUCUUUUGUUUUCAGCUUCCAAGAGGUCUUUUCAAAAGUGGUCGGUACAAAUAAUUUAGAAGCAGGCAAUUUCUUUUACGUUGUAAUUUUCAACGUAAUUUCUUUUUCUCCAUGUUGCUAACUAAAUAUGCUACAUGCACAUUUUCAAAUUCAGCAUUAGAGCUUGAUCCCAAUAAUCUUUAAAAUCAUACAGAUCUGACAAGAAGAGAAGCUGCUUAACAUCUGAAAUGUCUUUUGGGAAUAUAAUCCUCUGGACAUUUUCAUUUACGUUUAAAAUCGCAAUAAUUAUCUUUGGGUGUUAGCAUUAGCAAGCUCAGGCAGCCCAGUUGCCUCUAGUCUAUGGUCUAUUUUAACCCAUUUAGCAUAGUCUAAAACUUCAGUGUACUUCUUUUAUUCUAUCACAUAUUAAAUGUUAUAUAAAUUAUUGCUGAAACUUUGCUAAAUAAAUACAGUGGAUUAGCAUAAUAGUCAGGUAAAUAAUUAAUGAGCAAACAAGGCAACUGCAACGUUUAUUUAUUCAAAACCCUUGUGCUUUGAUCUUAGUAACAUUAUAUGAAUCCAUAUAUAUAAAUGAAUAUAUUAAAACACAGAGUUAUGAAGGACAAUUUUCAUUGAAAUGGAAGGUAACUGAUGCCCUUGGUUUUCAUUUUAAAUAACUGAUCUCUGAAAACGGUGUUGAGAAAGGUUUUGUAAUUUCAUCUCUGUUAAUGUCUUUCUAACGGUCGGCACAUUGUACCCGAAAGACCGUGGCUUACAAUUUUUUGUUCCUUUGCACUUUUUAAAACGCUGAGAGCUGAUUUAAUAGUGACAAACAGAUUAUUUCCUGCCGAUUAAAACAAUGUUUUUUUUAAAUCCAACUUGUGUCAAUUGUUAAAUCAUUGUCGGAUCUAAGUGUAUCUGGAAGGAACACCAAUAUUUCCCCUUUUGUUUUUUGAAACUUGUCAUUUUUAUUAUUUUUUUUCCUGUGAGGAACUGCCUUUAUCUGCCAACCAGCCUCUUGAUUAAAACCAAAAAGAUAUUUUUUGUCCAUGUAAGGAUUGUUAAAUGUAUUUGUAUGUGUGUAUGGGUGUGUUUUCGGCACAGUUUUCAUCCUGAAAGAUGAACAUUGUGAAGUCAAGUUUGUAUUGUUGUGUGACUUUGUGUUUACUGGUGCGACACAACUUGCAUUUCAGUGUAUCAUAAUGUCUGCUGUCUGGUUUUAAUUGUGUAACUGCGUCUGUGUGUGUGUGUGUGUUGUGAUGAAAGGAAGGUUUGUGCUAAGGAAAAAAGCGCUUUAAUUGUUUAUGUGGCCUUGUUUAUUUGUUGUGCUAAUUUUAAAGACUUUUUAAUCAAAGAUAAUAAAAGUAUAUGACAGUA